UGGCUACAGCCAAACUAAGCUUGAAGCUUGAGCUUGGACGCUAAGCGUCACUGCUCACACCACCAACACCACCCACCUCUCCGCCUCUUUCUGCUUCCCGCCCCCGCUCCUCCAAGCUUUCGUCGUCAUCGCCACAAGGCAGCCAAAAAAGCUCGGCCGUAGUCCCUCCGCCUCUUGCCCCACCCGAAACUCAAGGACGCCUAAACACCGCCCCCUACAAUCCUCCAACCUCAAUCUAUCCUCAAACCUCAUCCCAUCCCGCCCGACGCCCCCCUCGCGGAUGUGGUGAUAGUCUCUCUGCUAUCGCCUCCCUCAAGCUCGGGUCUCCCAGCCAUGCCUACCUUAUUCAGGGUCAAGGCCCUCUUUGAAUACACUUCCCCUCACGAGGAUGACCUCAGCUUUCCCGUCGACCAAAUUAUCGCCGUUACCGAACAGGAUGAUGAUGACUGGUACGGCGGUGAGUAUCUAGACGACGACGGCGUCAAGCACGAAGGCAUCUUCCCCAGAAACUUUGUCGAAAAGUACGAGCCCGCCGCCCCUCCUCGACCAUCCCGCGCUCGAAACAGAAAAUCCGAUGUCCCUCAGCAAGAACCUGAACAAGAGCCGGCUCCAGUCCCCAAGGCCGUCUCUAAGCCUCCCCCGCCUCCGGCCGCCGAACCCGAACCUGUUCCCGAACCCGAAGAAGCUGCUGAGCCAGAGCCAGAGGAGGAAGAUGAAGAGGAAGAGCCAGAAGCGGAGGAGCCCGCACCCGUACCAGUAGCUACCAGAGCUGUCCCUCCUCCUCCUCAGUCAACAUCGCCAAAGGUUGUCCCUACACCCACACCCGCCCCUGCUGGGGCUAAGCCGAAGGCUGCUGCCCCGCCACCUGCUCCAGAGAAGCCUACUAGCAACUCCUUCAAGGAUCGAAUUGCUGCUUUCAAUCGACCCGAUGCUGCCCCCGUGGCGCCUUUCAAACCUGGUCGAUUGACCGGAACAGAUAGCUUUGUCAAGAAGCCAUUUGUGCCUCCUCCACCAAGCAGAGACGCCUACGUUCCCGUCGUCAAGGAAAAGCCAGCUCCUAAGAUUUACCGUCGCGAGGAAGAUCCGGAAAUCAGAAAGCAAGAGGAUGAGAACUUGGCGCAGGCAGAGAAGGCUGGUCUUGUGCCGACUGAAGCUGGUAACCAAGGUGCUGCCGAGGAAGACGACGACCAGCCCAAGCCAACCAGCUUAAAGGAGCGCAUUGCUCUCUUGCAAAAGCAGCAGCAAGAACAAGCUGCUCGACAUGCCGAAGCCGCGGCCAAGAAGCCCAAGAAACCACCCGUCAAGAAGCGAGCCGAAGCUCCUCCAGUCCCUGCUGUCCCCACCGCCGAUGAAGAGGCAGCUGGCCAAGCUUCGGAAGGUUCACCUUUGCAACGCACAACUACUGGUAGCACCAUCGGUCGCGCAUCUCUAGACGAGGCAUUGCCUACUAGAUCCGCGCCUCCACCUCGACCAAAGGCGGCCCGAGACAUCGCCGAACCCGUUCAUGACGGUAACGAGGCUGACAUGUCUGGCGCUGGUGACACAACCGAAGGCCAGGAUGACGUGUCGGAAAGAGAAGAGCAAGAAGAAGCCCAGAAGCCCUUGGCUAGAGUAACAACCGGCUCAUCCGCGAUUUCACAGCGACAAUCUAGACCUCCGCCUCCAGCGGCACCACCUGCUGCACCUCCCGCCGAAGCCGAACAGGAGGCUGAAGAGGACGACGAACAAGGUGCAGAGGAGGAAGAAGAGGAGGAGGAAGUAGAAGAAGACGAUGUUGAUCCCGAAGUGCGAAGAAAGGAAGAGCUCCGCGCUCGCAUGGCCAAAAUGAGUGGUGGCAUGGGUAUGCAUGGCAUGUUCGGAGCGAUCCCUCCCGUAGCUCCAGUUCCGAAGAAGAAAACUCCCAAGACAGAGCGAGCCCCAGUUGUGGAAGAGCAAGACGAACCAGAACCAGUAACUAGAGCCGCCCCACCAGUUCCUACACCUAUGGCAAUGGCUCUUCCUGGAAUGGGUGCUCCCCCACGACCGCCUACUGGCGCCGCCGAAGACGAAGACGAUGAAGAUGACGAGCCGGCUAGCCGAGAUGCCCCCAGAGCAGUUCCACCAGUGCCCCCAGUUCCCUCUCGCAGUACAAAGGAUGCCGAGGACGACGAGGUUGAAGAAGAAGAGGCGCUUACACCAGUGGUCACUGGAACUACGGGUGCUCCUCCUCCAAUCCCUUCCGCCCGACCAGCUCCUCCUCCGCCAGUUCCUGGUUCUGCCAUCAAGUCCACCACAGAAGGAUCUCAAUCCGAUGACGAGCUCUCUGGUGAGGCGCUGGAGCGUCGCGUGUCUGCCGCUACUAGAUCUCCUCCCCUGCCUCCUCACUCUCCUACUAUGCCUAUGAAGUCGCCUCCUCUAUCUCCCCGUCAAGAUGACGGAGCCUCUAAGAGAAACAGCCGACCUCCACCCCCAAUCCCUGGGGCUGCUGCCCCUCCUCCGCCUCCUCCGGCUUCUAGCAGACCACCACCCCCUCCACCACCUGGCGCACCUGACGAGGAAGAGGAGGAAGAAUAUGAGGGUGACUACGAUACUGAUAUUGCCUCGUCUGUUCCCCACAAAGAUGCUCUCAAGGCUCACGCAGGAGAAUCAGAUGCCGACGAUACGACGCUCCAAUCACCCGCGAUCGAACAGCCCGCAGCAAUGCCACCGCCUCUACCUCCAACCUCGCCGCCCCGUGCAGCUCCUCCGCCUCGCCCUCAAGCUGCAGCUCCGCCGAGACAGGCAUCAGUUGAGCUCCCUCGUGCGGCCCCGCCUCCUCCUCCUCCUGGUCCUCCUACUGUGGAGGAGCCUCCUGCUGCUGCUGCCCCCCCUGUGCCCCAGAGCCCAGCAAUGUUUGCCAGUCAAACGCCCACUAUUGGAGAAGAGGGAUACUUCCCUGGUCCCAGUCCUUCUCUCGGCCCAUCAGAGCCCCGCCGGUCAUCGACAAUUGUAUCAGGAGCUAGAGGCGCCCCGAGACAGUCUGGUGAGGUUGCACGCUCAAACACAACUCGCCGCUCUGUAGAUGCCCACCGCCCACCAGCCGACUCUGGGUUCAUAGCCAAUGAUAUUGACUUGGCUCUGCACAGCGGCUGGUGGAAGCAGUCCAACCAGCUACCUCCGGCUCUCCAGGGCCGCCGCGACAUAUUUUUCGAAUCAGAGGAGUCCACCACAACAAACCAAGGAUCCAAGACGCAGGUAACUCGCGACAUCUUUGUCCUGUACCAGGACUACUCUCAAACAAUCCUGAAAGUGCACUACGACCCUUAUGACCCCAACGAUGUCGAGGUAGACCAACAUCACGAACCGCCACCACGACCUCUGCGCCAGGACGAAAUGGAGGAAUUCUAUGACCGAUUCGGCCGUCAGCUCUCCGAAGCUGCCACCUCCAAGAAGGAUUCUAUUGUUGCUGACGGCACACCGAUGGGUCUCGUCCUAGAGCUGCUGAAGCCCUUGAACGGCGCUCUGGCCCCCAUUGGUACACGUGCGUUUGGUGCGCUCGUCUACGCCAACAUGGCCAACGCCUCGACUCAGCAAAACGACGUGAUCCGCCCUGGCGAUAUCAUCUCGGUGCGCAAUGCCAAAUUCCAAGGAAAGCACGGCGCGAUGCACGCCAAGUACACAGCGGAGGUUGGCAAGCCUGACCACGUAGGCAUUGUAGCUGAAUGGGACGGCACGAAGAAGAAGGUCCGCGUCUGGGAACAGGGUCGCGAGAAUAAAAAGGUCAAGCAGGAGAGCUUCAAGCUAGAUGACUUGCGCAGCGGCGAGGUCAAGAUUUGGCGCGUAGUACCGCGCAGCUGGGUUGGAUGGAACAGCCAGUCCUAGUGGAGCUGGAUACGGGAUCAGAUGCCGGUGUCGAUGUCGACAGACGAGUCGCCGCGGCUGAAUGUGUGGAUAUCGCAGUACGGCGCGGAUGGAAGCAGUGUGUGCGACAAGGCUGUGUGGUCGACAUGAUGUUUAUGGCUGGCUUUUGAGUAUACUCUUGUUCCUCUUCGCAUUACCCGUUGUGUUUCUCUCUUUCUCCUUUCUUGUGUUUUAGAACGACGCUGCAUUGCGGAGCAUUUCUUCCCUUUUUUUUACACCACGGUCUUGAGCCGCCAUGGACUAGACUAAUAAUAUUACAUGACGCUUGGUAUUAACG
[Torrubiella] hemipterigena is the source of this 4156-nucleotide messenger RNA. The record is from the annotation of a GenBank genome assembly. Lineage: Eukaryota; Fungi; Ascomycota; Sordariomycetes; Hypocreales; Clavicipitaceae.